AUGCCGGGCACUGGGAAUCCCGUGGGCGGGGCACACCCCAGGAAUCCCGUGGGCGGGGCACACCCCAGGAAUCCCGUGGGCGGGGCACACCCCAGGAAUCCCGUGGGCGGGGCACACCCCCAGGAAUCCCGUGGGCGGGGCACACCCCCAGGAAUCCCGUGGGCGGGGCACACCCCCAGGAAUCCCGUGGGCGGGGCACACCCCCAGGAAUCCCGUGGGCGGGGCACACCCCAGGAAUCCCGUGGGCGGGGCACACCCCAGGAAUCCCGUGGGCGGGGCACACCCCAGGAAUCCCGUGGGCGGGGCACACCCCAGGAAUCCCGUGGGCGGGGCACACCCCAGGAAUCCCGUGGGCGGGGCCCACCCCAGGAAUCCCGUGGGCGGGGCACACCCCAGGAAUCCCCGACACAGUCAUAG
This is a messenger RNA of Eriocheir sinensis (Chinese mitten crab), 417 nucleotides long. Its product is annotated as translation initiation factor IF-2-like. The coding region runs from base 1 to 417 and encodes 138 amino acids. The transcript has 3 exons. The record is from RefSeq and is a predicted model, not a curated record. Lineage: Eukaryota; Metazoa; Arthropoda; Malacostraca; Decapoda; Varunidae.